Messenger RNA from Plasmodium reichenowi, 360 nucleotides. RefSeq names its product centrin-1. The transcript has 4 exons. Gene Ontology annotation, molecular function: calcium ion binding. The record is from RefSeq and is a predicted model, not a curated record. Gene Ontology annotation, cellular component: myosin II complex. Lineage: Eukaryota; Apicomplexa; Aconoidasida; Haemosporida; Plasmodiidae. The annotation marks the transcript as partial.
AUGAGCAGAAAAAAUCAAACUAUGAUAAGGAACCCUAAUCCCCGAAGUAAAAGAAACGAAUUAAAUGAAGAACAAAAAUUAGAAAUUAAGGAAGCUUUUGAUUUAUUUGAUACAAACGGCACUGGAAGAAUUGAUGCAAAAGAAUUAAAAGUUGCAAUGAGAGCUUUAGGAUUCGAACCAAAAAAAGAAGAUAUAAGGAAAAUAAUAUCUGAUGUUGAUAAAGAUGGAUCUGGUACAAUUGACUUUAAUGACUUUUUAGACAUUAUGACAAUAAAAAUGAGUGAAAGAGAUCCUAAGGAGGAAAUACUAAAAGCUUUCCGAUUAUUUGAUGAUGAUGAGACUGGAAAAAUCUCCUUCAAA